UCCUCGCGUGUCGAUUUCGAUAGUUGCAAUCCGGGCGAUUUGUCUUGCUCAAUCACGUCAAUUUGGGACUUCUUACCCACAAACAAGUACUGUUGAGCACUAUACAAGAUGGGCAGCGUUGAGGCUCCUGAGAAGGAUAUCCUUUCAUCCUACUCGAUUCCAGCCGAGUCGAAGAAGCUCCUUACCGAAGCGCUGCUCAACAAUCCCAAGAUAGCCAAGGACAUCCCAAAGGAGGCCCAUGAUUUCGCAUCUCGCAUCACCUUCAACGGCUCGGAUCUCCCGUCGAUCCCGAUCAACUGGCGCUUCGCGGAAUCUGCAGCUAGUUUGAAAGCCUUUGAAGCAUGCAUCAUUUCGGCGCUCGUGAAGCGUAAAUAUGAGGUCGAGCUCUCCGGUGCAGCAAUCGAUACGGACCAUGCACAAUUAUUCUUCAUGUCAACACUGCUCUGGAAGAUCAAUCCGGACUCAGACCACCCUAUCACACUCAGAGAGGUGGAUGGAAAGGAUGGCUUGAUCCCCAAUUAUGACAUUCACAACAUGGCGUCCACUAUGUAUCGCCAGUGUGCGACCAAUAUCUACCGUACCAAGGAUGGUCGCUUUUUCCAUCUGCACGGUAGCAUGAACCCUGAUCCGACUCUCGAAAGUAUUGGCUUUCCCACAGACCGGCCAGAGCUGAAGACCUGGGAGGAAGCGAUGCAGCCGUUCAUCGAGAAGCUUGCGACCAUUGACUCGGCGGAGAUACAGCAUCUUGCUUCAGACGUCUUCAAGCAGGCUGGUGUCAUUGCCGAAACAGUCGACUCGUUCCAUGCUUCUGAGCAUGGACGAGCAAACGCACACGUCGGCCUCUUCGAGAUACAUGCUGUUCCGAGUCCAACACACAAACCGUCCUGGUGGCCGUCAACACCACAUACCUCGGCCAAGAGACCGCUGGCUGGUCUGAAAGUCAUCGACUUGACGCGUGUCAUCGCUGCUCCGUCGGUGACGCGGGGUCUGGCCGAAUUGGGAGCCAGCGUCAUGCGCGUGACCUCGCCAAACCUUUGCGACUAUAGUGGUCUGCAUAUCGACUUGAACUGGGGCAAAUGGGAGUGUAGUCUGGAUCUGAAAAAGGAGAGCGACAAAGCCAAGUUGGCCAAGCUGAUCAAGGAUGCUGACGUGGUGGUUCAGGGCUAUCGCCCGGGAGUGCUGGACAAGUAUGGGUUCGGCCAAGAAGGAAUCAUCGAUCUGGUCAAAGACCGUGAGCGGGGGAUCAUCUCGGUUCGAGAGAACUGCUAUGGCUGGAAUGGGCCGUGGUCGUAUCGCUCCGGCUGGCAGCAGAUCAGCGAUGCAUGUAUAGGGAUAUCUGCUGGCUUCGGCAUGGCCAUGGGUCUGAAGGAUAACGAAGCUGUGACUCCGGUAUUCCCAAACAGCGACUACAUGACCGGUAUUGCGGGCUUGACUGGCAUCUUGUGCGCCCUGAUGCGUCGAGCUGAAGACGGUGGAAGCUACAAGAUUGAUGUCGCUUUGAACUAUUACAAUCAGUGGUUGGCGGACUCGGUAGGUGAGUAUCCCGAAGCGAUCUGGCAGGAUGUGUGGAAGAGGAGUGGAAAGGAAGUCUUCAGGUCAUAUCAUAAUAUGAACUACAUGCUGCCUCGAUAUCUGGGCAUGAUAGCGAAAAGUGGCAAGUUGUUGAAGCCGGAGUUCUUCGAGGAUCGAGAGACCAGAGCCCUGAACGCUGUAGUGCGGACCGUCAAGCCGAUCAUUUCGUUCGACAAUGACCAGGUCGAGCUGAAGUACAAUGUUGGGACGCGAGGGAAUGGCCACGACGCGCCGCGAUGGCCAGACGAUUUGAUGACAGAGGUUGUUGAGUAAGAAGACGAAAGACGGGCACUGGGUGCUAGUCUGAUAGUCUUUGCGUUAUCUUGAUCCGUAUGCAAUCGUCCGGAGACUCAUCCCGAACACAAUAUCUGGGGAUGAUAGUGGUGAAUCGUCUUCCAGACCUCAACUUGAUUGCCAUCAGGCCACAUUGCUUGGCACGUGCUUGGCUAAAGUGCAUGCAGGUGUCAUUUGAACUGUCAUAUAUGGCUCGGCAGAGUUGCCCUUUCAUCUUUACUCUACUUCACGAUUCCUAACACGUAAAGAGGGCUGGAUUGUAAUCCACCUCAAGUCCAGUUUGUUCCGAACAUGCUGUUGCCAACGAGUCUGUUGCGCCAUUGAUGGAUCAUGGAAUGAGCUUGCCAUCUCUCAAGAUCUCAGCGACAUCUCUCGCCUAGAAACACUUGAG
Exophiala viscosa is the source of this 2257-nucleotide messenger RNA. RefSeq names its product alpha-methylacyl-CoA racemase. NCBI's taxonomy places the organism in Eukaryota, Fungi, Ascomycota, Eurotiomycetes, Chaetothyriales, Herpotrichiellaceae. The record is from RefSeq and is a predicted model, not a curated record. The transcript has 2 exons. The coding region runs from base 109 to 1845 and encodes 578 amino acids. Gene Ontology annotation, molecular function: catalytic activity.